UCGCACCUCAUAGCUACACCAAAAACCUUCAACUUCUAAGCAAAAAGGUUACACACACACUCUUUCUCUUUCUCUAUCUAAUCAUCACUCGCGCACUGUGGUUUUUGUUUGUUUCUCGCAUUACAAUAAAUUGUUUAAUCAAUUGCUGAUUAUCUGCUUGUUAAAUUCGAGGAAUAUAGCAGCAUGAACAAUGAAUUAUGUCAAAAACAGUUGAUUAAUGCUUUUGACUUGAUCGAUUCUAGUGAAUUUUUUGUUAUGUGUAUUGAGUGGUAACGAAAAUUGGUUGAUUGCUUGUUUUGCUGGGCUAAAAACGAUUUGAAGAAUUCCGCGUUAGGUUUUCAUCAUACAUUCAUACCAAGUGGUCAAGUCGCUUAAUGUAUUAGUUCGGGACACUUCCGUUCUCUCGUUUUUCUUCAAAGAGGAUUUUGAGUCUCGCUUAUUUAACUGGAUAAUUAUCCCGAGUAAAAUUAUCCAUCAGCAUGUUUUGGAAACGACUGUGUUAGUUUAAAUUAAUGAAAUGUUCAUCAGCUUCAGAACAAUUAAAAUUAACAGAUUGAUUUAGCCAUUUAGGAUACUAAAAUCUCAGCUAUUGAAUUAAAAUUGUGGAACACCCCAUUUGUCACUGAUAUUGGAUCCAUUGAUCUUUCAAAGUUACCAUUGUUUCAAAAUAAAACAAGUUAAACAUUUUUCUGCAGGUGAAUCACAACAUAUAUAGAUGUCAAGGAAGCCAGCUAGUUUAUCAAGGCGUUUGGGUGAUGGAAAUGGCAUUCCCUUUAUGGGAUCCUUGAAUCCAAAAUUACGCCCUUCCCCUUUCUUAUCCAUUGCCCUUGUUCUUGUGGGAGCUUUUCUCAUAAUUGGCUAUGUUUAUAGUGGUUCAGGUGGAAGCAAUAUUGAUAAAGUGGCUCUAAGUAGGCUUGAAGGUGGUGUUUCAUGUUCAGCAGAGAUUAAUCAAGCAUUACUAUUUCUAAAAAAAAAGCAUAUGGUGACACUUGACAGCAUGCAUAAAGUUCUACACGUGGGUCCCAGUUCAUAUGAAAGUGAUGCAAACUGCAAAAGCCUUAUAAGAAAAGGGAUUGUUCAUGUUGCUGAUAUUAAGAAAAGGGAUUGUUCAGAUGGAUUUGUUAUUCUCUCUGGCUAUCCUGGUCAACGUAAAGUCAAAGUAGCUGAAAUGUCCAAAUUUGGUCGCCCUGUGAAAUUACGAAGCUCUUUGUGGUGGAUUCGGGAAUUAGCUGCUAGUCGCCCUUUACGGGCUUUAUCAGAACUGAGAACAGCUGAAGAACUUGAAGCUGCAGCAAGGGCAAAAGGGGAAUUCAAGAAUCAAGAAAGUGAGGGUGAGAUCCAUCCGAAUGAUGGAUUAACAGAAGCUAAAGAGUUGGAGACCUAUAUUUCCCUUAGAGAAGAACUUUAUAAAAAAACUAAGGAUUUCGAUUCUAAAAUCAUAGAUUUUGAAACAGCCAUCAGGAGACCUUAUUAUAAUUUUAGGCCACUUGAUGUUACAGAGCUUGAAAACUAUCAUAACUACCUUGAUUUCAUUGAAGGAUGUGAUGACUUGAAUAAAAUACGUUAUGUUUUGUGCAUGGAAGCUAGAAAAAAUACGGAUGUUGCCGAAAAUGCCCUUGCUCGUGCUACCCAUGUUUUUGUUAAACAACCAGAGAUUCAUCUUUUUGCUGCUAGAUUUAGAGAACACAAUGGAAACAUUGAAGGAGCAAUUAUCGCCUGCUCCUUUUCUUCAGUUUGCUUCUUGCUUCCAAUGCUAUGCCAGAUAACAAUGGAGAUUGAUGGAUGUCGGUUAAUAGUCUCUUCUAGAGCAUAUAAAGUAGUGGUGGAGUGUCUAAUUAGGGUGGUUGAAACCUGAUGACGUUCCCAUGGUAAGUGUAAUUUGGUGUUUUGCAAGUUUGUGUCACCACAACAACUGAUUUUGUAUAUUACUGCAAAGUUGUCUUACAAUCAAUCAUACUUGCUUGACAUUUUGUAUAUUCUAGAUCAUUCUGAUUCCACUCUCAUACAUACGAUGUGUAUUAUUAAUUAGUUAUAUUGAUAUUGUACAACUGACAUGAUUAUUGUGUAGAAUUUAUGUGUUGUUUUUUAUCUAGAGUUGGGAUUGAUAUUGAAGUUAAGAGACAUGAUGAUUGGUUGGAUACAUGAAGGGUUUCAGAGCUUCUUUAAACAGCUU
Molecule: messenger RNA, 2173 nt
Organism: Lactuca saligna
Lineage: Eukaryota; Viridiplantae; Streptophyta; Magnoliopsida; Asterales; Asteraceae
Source: the annotation of a GenBank genome assembly